AUGACAUCCGUCUCUUCUGCCGCCGCCUCCUUUGUGCCUUCCAAAGAAGGCAGUCUUUUCAGCACCGCUGUUUCAUCCCAUCCUUCUGACCGUGACUUCCUUGACGAUGAGAGCUUGGACUCUUACGACACCUCUGACGAAGAUGUCAUUGAUCUGCUCUCCGACGACGACACCGACGAAACCAUCAUCGACGACUCUGACGAUGACGACACCUUCGCCAUCCUCGACGUCAAGCCUGGCCCCGUCAACCAUGUCAAACCGGACAUCGAUGAUUUCAAGCCCAACCUCGCAGACAUCAAGCCUCACACCACCGAUCCCGUUACCCCUCCCACUCGUGCACCUCGUCGCCAGACCCCGCGCGGACCGCUCCUGACCGAAGCCGAAAAGUCCCAAAUCGUUGCACUCCGGGACGCCAACUGGACCGCAUCGCGCAUCGCCGAGCGUCUCGGUCGAACCACCUCUACCAUCUCUGGAUUCCUCUACCGACGCAGGCACAAGAUGAACGCGUUCCUCUCGACUCUCCCCGGUUCGCGAAAUGCUCAGCCCAGCCCGGUGAAGAGACGUCGUGUCGCGGAAGAGGGAGGUGCCACGGUCGCGGGUAUUCCGGAUCACGCGGUGCGUCGCCGUAGGGUCCCGCAGUUCAGGUUCGCGAAUGAGGACGAGUGCGAUAUCAAGCCGGGAUUCGUGAAGAAGGAGGAGCGUGCUUAG
Pseudozyma hubeiensis SY62 is the source of this 708-nucleotide messenger RNA. Its product is annotated as dimethyladenosine transferase. The record is from RefSeq and is a predicted model, not a curated record. Bases 1 to 708 code for a protein of 235 amino acids. The transcript has a single exon. NCBI's taxonomy places the organism in Eukaryota, Fungi, Basidiomycota, Ustilaginomycetes, Ustilaginales, Ustilaginaceae.